CUGCGGAAGACUUUUUAGGUUCGGUUUUUACAACAAGCGAGUGGAAUUUGUUUUGGUGAGGACGGAAGAGGAUUUUGUAGUGGUGAUGAUGGUGAUUACUGACAGCACUUUCUAGCCGAUCCAGUUGCAUGGCCUUAGAGCCAGUAGUUACACAGAGAAUGGGUCCAGAGAGGAUCUGUCCAAAUGAGCAUGAAGAGCUGGGGCUUCAAGAACCAUCUGAUGGAAUCCUUGAUCCUGUUGGGGAAUGGAGUAGUGAAGAACCGGAGGAGGAGGAGGAAGAGGGUAUCAAUAAUGGCUAUGUGUAUCAGCCACUGAACCAAGAACCAGAUCAGGGACCAGCAACACAUGAAUUAACAGUACCUAGCACAGAGCCAGCCUUUGACAUCAAUGAGCGACUUCAGGCAAUGAGACUGCAUCUGCCUGACCCACCCAUCGACAGUGAUAAUGAGGAAGAGGAGGAGGGACUUACAGCUCAAAGCAGUCGCAACUCAAUCCCCAUGGAUCCAGAACAUGUGGAGUUAGUGAAAAGGACUAUGGCUGGAAUCAAGCUGCCUACACUGAGCAUCCCUGCAUGGGCCAAUGAGAUAUCCGAUGAGCAGUGGCAGGAUAUGGUGCAACGAACACUGCAAGACAGACGAAGUCAGGAUGCCUUUAAGCCAGAAUGGAAAUGAAGAGCCACAGUGAACUCCUUGCCCACAGAGAAAACAGCUAAGCCAGACCUACUCUGCUUUAAGCUAUCUUUCUCUAAAGGGGUUGGGUAGAUAUUUCAUCUUUCUCUAGCACUGAACCCGUCAAUUCAUCUGGUAAAACUGAAAAUAAUUCAUCGGUUGUCUGUGAUACUUAGUUAUAAAUGCUUAGUGGUGGUGACCACGGGUGAGGCGGUUUUCUUAAUCCUGAGAAAAAAGGCCUUUUGGACAUGUGUUGUUUAUGAGGAGCAGUCCAGUGUAUCAUCUUUUCAAGAGAUCCAUUUUAUUUAGUUCUGUACAUACAGGGACAUCUGUACAAAAUCCAACACUGUCAUACUAUGUAAUACUCUACUGAAAAUAAAGUACACCAUAUGUACAUAAUGAAUUGUAAAGCAGCUUCAUACUUGUGUCCAGGGAGUGAAUGCAUCACUUAGUUGCUUUUUUCCCCCUCUUGGGAAGGGCUAUAUAAGACAUGAAAGAGGCAGCUCCAACCCUGUCCAUGUAAAAAGUAGGGAAGGUAAAAGCUGAAAUAGGGACAAACGCAAGUGUUUUAGGUAGAGCUGGAUUAAGGUAGAGCAUAACUGGAAGUUGUGUGGCUGAGGUGCUCGUUUGGCUUGAAGUGUGAUUUUUUUUUACCUCUUCCAUAUACAUCUUCUCUGAUAUUUAGAUACAUAGGACACUCAAAUGAAUUGGCAGCGAACUAAAUUUUAAUAUUAGGUCCCAAACACAAGUUCCCUGAUCCCAAAGAAAGAUUAGACAAAGCCUAUAUUUACAUCUAAGUGUACAGCAUAUGAUGCUCAAUUACAGCCCUGCUUCAUCUAUGCAAAACUGUAACAGGCACAAAAGUGCUGUGUAGCAUACAUGUGGGUAAUGGAAGAUAAUCUCCUAUGGUCCUUCUCAUUUACAGAGCCCAACCUUGAGGGGGAAUAGUUAAACAGACAAUCACAUUUUGGUGUUGAAGAGCUCCAAGCUUACUUUUGUUCCUCCCACAGCUAAACCACACUUUGAAAGACCAGUGGCUGAAUGUGCAAGGCCUCAUUUUUGUUUGAUUCUGUCACCGAACUGUCAGGGGCAUCUUGCAAAUCAAAUGUAAGUCCCUGUUUAAUUUUCUUCCAUUUACUGCUUCAACUGGUACCUUGCAAGGGGAUUAAAAGAUGUCAUUAUUAGUAUGAGAAACUACAGCCAGACAGAGCAUCUUGAACAACAGAUACUGAAAGUAUUUUGGCAGCUGACAGUGGAGGUUAGCAUCAUCAUAUAUUCUAACAUCUGUCUCAAUUCUAAGUGCCUGUCCUCAUGUAGUUAAAAUACUACCAUGUACAAAAUAAGGGUUGCCAAAAUAAAAAUGCUCUGCAGGAGGGAAAGAAGCUUGUGAGAACUCCAGAAACAGUCCAGUGAAGACUGAGCAUGCUCAGUGACCAUGGAAUGCUGAUGGACUAUUAGUAGGGGUGGAAAAAUGAAGAAUUCCACAGAGAAGAGUAUUGAGGAAUAUGUCAGACUGCAAUUUGUUUGGCUUUGCAUGACGGGUAAGCCCAGGCACUGCAAUUUAUUCAAUUCAUGGUUAAAAGAAAUAAUAGCUUAGCAUGAUAUAUGAACCCAGCCUACGGCAUGAGUAUCAGUAUAGAAAAUUGGCAAAUGUCCACUUGUUUUUUAAUUUCAGUUUUCUAAGAGUUAAAACAUGUCUCUGAACAGGUGAAAUGGGUGAAGAUUGAGAUGAAAUAUGUUACAAAUAAACUUGACAAAUUAUUCAAGGUACAGUGGAAACAGAAUGGUAUAAGUAAGUAGACAAGACAAAAUUACAUCACAUAAAGAUUUAAACAAAGAAUAUGAAAUGGGGUGGGAAAAGGCUCGCAGUCCAGUUCAAAAUCAUUACUUCUCUGAUAUUCCACUGCUUCCCAGUAAUGGAGCCCCUAAAAGAGCUGUAAAGG
Molecule: messenger RNA, 2611 nt
Organism: Candoia aspera
Lineage: Eukaryota; Metazoa; Chordata; Lepidosauria; Squamata; Candoiidae
Gene: MEA1
Product: male-enhanced antigen 1
Exons: 4
Coding region: 129-671 (180 amino acids)
Biological process (GO): spermatogenesis
Source: RefSeq, a predicted model, not a curated record